AUGGACAGAGCUUCUUCUCGUUCUCCACGCCCUAUAUCACGAAGCGAUCUACACCAGCAGCCAGAGACCAGUUUGCUAGAAAAUGCAUCUAGUUUCAGCGUAGUAACGCCAUCCGUGAUCGGGGCCGUCUCAGCACGAAUUCCGAACUCGCCUCCAGCCAGCUCAGGUAAUAGCGGUGCUAUUCAGGAAGGGCUUGGGAGCUUGAAUCGCUGGUCCCAGUCCACAGCAUCCAGCAAGAGCCCUCCCAAUCAUAUAGAUUACCGCCAGGGAAGUUACUCCAGAAUGUCUAAUUCUGGCGAUCAUACAUCACCCAAACGUUCCAAAAGCCCCAUAACAACAAAUGUCACCUCCCAUCUGUCACAAGCAGACCAUAUUCCCCACAGCGCAACUGUGGCCAGCCCCGUGGGACUACCUGCCAUUGCUCUCCCGGAAAUCGGCAUGCUAUCAACUUUUUCAACCGGUAUCAUGGGCAAAGUUCCGUCGCAACCUGGAUUCGUAUCCCCUGAGUCUUCAUCGAUCUCCGCCAACAUGUUUCAAAACCCCUGGAAGGGACAGGGCUCCGAAAUGGAGAACCUCCAGCAAUUUGCCAUUGAGGAUCGCGCUCCUUGUGUACCACAAUUUCAGAAUCGAGUCUUGGAAGAUGGCGGAUAUACAAUUGAUGAAGGCCCAUAUCCAUCUAUCGGAAAAGACGAAAAGAGCCGAGGGAAACGGCAACGUGGUCAUUACCAGAAAGCGACGCUUUCGAAAGCGUUACAGAAGGCAAACACGGCCGUUCUUCUUGAUAAUGCUGCGAAUUUUGAAGGUGCCAUGGAAGCUUACAAUGAUGCCUGUCAUUUACUACAGCUGGUUAUGCUCCGUAGUAAUGGGGGCGAUGAUGAGAAGCUAAAGCUCCAAGAAAUCCGUGAUACAUAUAUGAUUCGAAUAACUGAAUUGCAGCGCAUGGACUUUUCAUUUCAAGAAGCUGAUCAUAAAGCACUGCCUGAACGACCCUUGAGUCAGGAGUCAUAUGGUGACCUGUUCCGACCACUUGAGGAUGACGAGGACGAGGCGUUUUCAGGAACAAGUAUGAGCCCUUUGCAGACCACUACAGAUUUCCGUCAUCAAACGGUGCCCGAAGGACAGAAGGAACUAGCUUCACACCGGAUCCCACCAAGACGCCAAUCAUUAUUGCCUUCGGCGUUUGAUGAUGAAAUACGAUACGCUACUGCUUCACCAAAUUUCAGAGGCCAGCAUGAUCGUUCCCACUCCGAGCUGUCUUGGCAAACCCUUCAAAAUGAACGUUUAGAGGCCACUAACCGUACACUGCAUGGUGGCUCGCCGCCAACACUUUCACCCAGAGAGCAGUCUCCCGAAGCAUCGAACCUAGGGGGAGAUCUCUCUUACGGUGGCAAAUAUUCGGAGUUGUCCUUGCUUGGCACCCACGUUAAGGAUGCCAAUGAAUCAACCUCAUGGCUUGACACCAUUGAUGAAUCCGGUGCCUCAUCCCCAUCUUCUAUGCGCUCUAAAACAUCUUCUGUAUACUUGCGACAUAAGAAAAACCAUCACUUCAGCCACGGCACAGAGGCUGAAUUUGAUGCUGCGCUUGAUGCAGCUGUUGAAGCUGCCUAUGAUGAUGGUUUAGAACCGGCAGUAGGGCUGAGCGACAAAGAUGAUGAUAUCGUGGCGAAUGCUCGGCGAAACGUUGAGCUGGCAAAGCAAAAAGUGAGAGAGGCGGAGCGAGAAGCAGAGGUAGCAAUGACGCGUGGCCGAGAGAUGCGUCGUUUUCAAGAUCAGGAACAACCAUAUACAUUCGAUUCAGAUUACCUCGACGAAGAAGCAGAAGAGGAGGAGCGCCUGUUAGAGGAAAUGACCAGGGAGUAUGUCAUGGAUGAUUUUGAAUUUGAUAUUCAGUCCAAAUCUGCUCUUCCUCGGCAAUCGGACUCUAGCAGCUUUUCUGGGAGGACCUGGGAGAGCUCGGCUGCUUCUAACACCACAACGGCCGGCGCAGCCUUGUCUACACUUGCAGAGGAUGAUGUAUUGCCAUCAACGGAAGCGAAGAUAGGCCCGAAUACACUGCCCCAUCUGUCCUCGGAUUCGACCUUACCGGUGUCAAUAGCCCCAUCCGACAAUCCCUCUGUGUUACCCAAGCAAUCUUCGGCUCUCGGGCAGACAGCAGGUUCAGUGAGAGCACGGAGAAUGUCUGGACAGGAACUGAAGAUCGAAACUAGCUCUCGCCCAAGGCUUGGCUCUGAUGCUUCCGGUUCUGAAAAAUCAUCAGACCAGUUGACCAGCCGGCCACCGCCACUUCCGAAGGACGAGCCUCAGACGAGCCUGCCUAUCCAGGCAAGUAAGGGGUUAGAUCCUACUUCCGCCUUGCGAUCCGCCAUGCCCUCAAGCAAACGCAAUGCUUCCAUUAGCUCCUUUGCCGAAGACACAGCGGCAAAUGGGAAUCUUAGCAAGGCCCUAACUCAGGAUGACGACGACGCUGGUCUGUCACCACCGCCAGCGCGCCCAAUUGGCAAAGUGCCUUCUGCACCUGACAACCUGGGCAAGCAAAACCCAGGUCUUAAAGCGUUCCGGACGAGAAAUGUAUCGGUACCCAUCCCUGAGCCAUCUGCAGAUUCCCCUGGAACCCCGUCGAGCAGCGCGUUUCCAACCUUGGAUCUUCAUAAGGGAAUGGCAGCUGGCGUAGUUCCUAUCCUACCGACGCCGACCGGUGCCAGUUUUACACCGAAUGGUCUUCCCAGCGGCGGGUUGUAUCUCUUCGAUAGCCAUAUUCACUCUCCCACCAGCCCGGGAUGCCCUAAUCCCAUGGUUACUAAUGCCCCUAUGCCAUUAGAACCGUGUCCCGAGUCAUUUCUUCUGCGCCCAUUUUGGCUCAUGAGAUGCCUUUAUCAAACGGUGACUAACCCUCGCGGUGGUUACCUGUCGACCAAACUAUUUAUUCCCCGUGAUGUCUGGCGCGUGAAAAAUAUCAAGAUCAAAGCGGUCGAAGAAAAAGUGUCUAACUGUGACCUGUUAACGGCGGCAUUGCUGAAAUUAUCUCAGGUAGAUACCUACGAUGCUGAUGCUGUACUAGAGGAAAUGCAGUCACUUGAGAGUGUUCUCGACCAAGUCCAAGCUUCUUUGUCAAAAAAGUUAGGCAAUGAAGUUGGUGUGCAGGGGGCAAUGCCGCUCUUCAGAAGCUCCGCAGCCUCGGAUGAUACAGCCACCACUGCGGAAAUCCCGCCCUCGAAAGGUUCAAAUGGACCAAGCAAGUCAUAUUUGACUUCUUGGCGCAAAUUGCGAUCUAAGAAUUCAGGAUUUGGUGCUGCAGCAUCAAUUACCAGCUCCAAGGAAACCAGCAAAGAUAAUUUGACAAUCAGCUCGCUCCCCAUGACUUCUACUCCCGUCUCACAAUCCGAAAGACCCAACGUAACACAAUUACAAUUUAAUGGGCCCAAUGCAAAUUAUAUGGGUGCUUUAGCGCGGCUUUGUGAUGCAGCUCAAGUAUUAGAUCAAAUUGCCCAGCAAGUUGAAGACCCAGGGCUCAAACAUUCUUCACCAACCCUGGUUGGGUUGGAGCUGAGUACCCGCCAUGCCGCAGAGUUCUUCGGUUUUUACGUAUGCCGAUUUGCUUUGAAUGAUAUCAGUGUGAUGCUUGAUAAGUUCAUUAAACGAGGCAGUGAAUGGGUUCUUAUUUAA
Messenger RNA from Aspergillus wentii DTO 134E9, 3663 nucleotides. RefSeq lists its product as uncharacterized. The transcript is spliced from 3 exons. NCBI's taxonomy places the organism in Eukaryota, Fungi, Ascomycota, Eurotiomycetes, Eurotiales, Aspergillaceae. The record is from RefSeq and is a predicted model, not a curated record. The coding region runs from base 1 to 3663 and encodes 1220 amino acids.